This is a messenger RNA of Anastrepha ludens (Mexican fruit fly), 3341 nucleotides long. RefSeq lists its product as uncharacterized. The transcript has 6 exons. The coding region runs from base 470 to 1426 and encodes 318 amino acids. The record is from RefSeq and is a predicted model, not a curated record. Lineage: Eukaryota; Metazoa; Arthropoda; Insecta; Diptera; Tephritidae. Gene Ontology annotation, biological process: negative regulation of apoptotic process; regulation of actin filament polymerization. Gene Ontology annotation, cellular component: apical plasma membrane; clathrin-coated vesicle; mitochondrion.
AAAUACUCAGAGCUUGUUCUUAAUUUUGCACCCUCUCUUGGCAAUAGCGCUUUGGGAAAUCGCGUAGUAAUUUCCCAAAAUAAAAACUAUCAGCUGGAUUAUUUCCCAAAACAUUACCGCCACUUACACAAUCAAUAGUGCACAAGCGCACAAUGACAAGAAAGAGCUGUCAUGCAACACUCAGCAAUACUAACAGGCGAAUAUAACAGCAAAGGGUAAACUAGAGAAUAGAACGUGAAAUCGAAAAUUAGAAAAAUAUUUCAAAUCAACGCAUAAAAAAAAAUAGUAAAUAAUUAUUUUGCAGCGGAGCAGGUGUGUGGACGCAAUUGUGGGUGGCGAAAUAGUGCAACUCGAGGCUUAAUAGCAAUCGUAGCAAAUUGGGCUUGAAUUCUAAUUGUGUGGUUAUUCUUAUUUGAUUCCCUUGUGUUGUGCGUUGCAGCGGUGCUUGAAAACUGCGAAAAAGCGAAAAAUGGAUAUAUUGCGUAAAAUGUUCAAAAUGAACGAGAAGGACUCUGCAAAGCCUGAUGAAGCUGAGCGCAAGGACGAGGUAACAGCAAAGGACGAAUUUCGUAAGCCGCAGUGGUUCGAAGAAGCUGAAACGGAUGACGAACUCUUCGAUGAUAAUCGCAAAUUUGCUUUCCAAAUCUUUACGAAUCCUUUAGAAUUGCAGAAACACUUUGAGCGUCAAAUGCAGCAAAUCCUGGAGGCAGUGAGUGAAUUUGAAGGUGAUGAUGUUAAGAUUGACAAAGAUUUGAAGGAGGACUUUUUGAAGCCUGGCUUUGAAAACAUUGACAUAUUGAAGGAGUUUGAAAAGAAGAAAGGUGAAAUCAUGGAUACUGACUUGGAUGGAGAAAUUUACGCUGAUCAAUUGCAUUCGUUAAUGCAACGCUUAUCGCAGAAUGAAGAAUUGCCGAAUAUUUUGCCCCGCAACGACAACAAAGCUUUUCGUACUGCUAUAACUAAGCGGAAACUGACCGACGAGGAAAAAAUUUUGGGUAGAAUACAUGGUACUCUUGAUAAUGACGAUGUUCCGAAGCAACCACGAAUGCCUGGUCCACGUCCGGAAAUGAUGACACCAAUGACACCCAUGAUUCCACGUGGGCCGACACCAUUUGGCGGAGGAGUUUUCGAGGGAACUUAUCAGGGGCCGAAAAUGUUCAGCCAAAGCGUCAUGUCGAAUACCAUACGAAAACCGGAUGGUAGUUAUGAGACUACCAAAAUCACCAAGGACUCUCAAGGCAAUACAACAACAACUAUAACACGCACCAUUGAAGGAAAAUCUGAAACGGUUACCGCUUACAACAACGCGGCUGGAUCCGGGACGAUUAAGCAAAAGGAGGGCAGCAGUACCAAAAUGGAAGAAUAUUCAGAUCGCAAUAUUUCUGUAACAAAAGAAGGUUACGCCGUACCACGGAACCUCUGGUGACCAGUGGUGCUUAUUGGCCGAAACCUUGCUGGCAACUUAUUACACGUCUAUAUUCAAAUUCAGAUAUACUAUGUACUAGUAACUAGAUCGUUAAGUGUUUGGUGUUUUAGAUGAAAUUCAUUUGAGGCUACAGAUAGCAGAUAGCAUUGCAAGAGCAGCAGCGGCAACAAAAGUGAUAGCAACAACACAGAUGACCGCAGCAUCCAAAACCACAACCGAAAUACAUACAGGAGCAGUAUGGUAACCGUAUACAGAUGAAUUUGGCAUUAAAAUUAGCCCAUAAAUUGAUGCAAAUUCGAUUUGCGAGCGAUUUGCAAAUCAUGUGCACAUUUGAAUGCUAAUCAUACUCAUCUACUAUCUCUGGUGUACAAUUCUAUACUGGUUCUGUACUGUUUUCAUGAAAUUUAUUUCGUAUAUCUUAAUGUUUUAAUUUGAUUACGAGCAUCUUCAUGGAGUGCAAGCAGAACUGUGUGAUUUAUUUCGGAACCCGCCUCUCCGCGUCAAUCAAAUAAACCUACAUAUAUAUGUGAGGACACUAGGAUUAUAGUGUGAACGCUGGUGUCAGGGAGAGGGCAAGAAAUGGAGAAUUGUUUAUUUGUUAAAACGUUGUACGUUUAACAUAUAUAGGCACACAUAUGAUGGCUUCAGGCCGAUGCACCUUCAUGUCGCGACAGACUAAGAAAUUUAUGUGGAAUUUCGAGUGUUGCAUUAAAACUGAAAUAAGGAAGGAACCAAAGUGACACUAUAUAUGUUUAAUGACGGCGGGUGAAAAGGGGGCCCUUGAGAGCGAUGAAUUUUACGCAAAAGUAUUUUUUUCUUUGAUUCUUUAGUUAGCACGAAUGAAUUCGUGAUAUGGAUUUUCCUAUGUGUGGCUGCUUUCUAGUAAAGAUUUUAUCCAAAUGAUUGUUUUUCAAAUGCGUCCAGUAUUUGUGAUACAACUAAUAUUGGGAUACUGCAGUACUGAGUUUCAAUGAAAUCCAUCUAAAGUGCAAGAACAAAGAAAAUUUUUGAAAAAUACAUACAUAAAUAAAUACACUUAUACGCUAUGUAUAUUAUAUCCUAAAUAUAAGUAAAUACAUGUUCAUUUUCAUUGGCGCAACGACGCAUGUUAUUUUUAGUUAUAAAUAAUAAUAAUUACCAUUUUUGUUACAUACCUAUAAUCAUGAGAAUUGGCAACCAUAAAGACUUGAUUAUUAUUUUAUAACGUUAUUAUAUUAUUGUGUUCGAUAACCAAAUUGGCCAUCAAUCCAAAUGAGGAGUGUAAGCGAAAAUUCUCUCCCAAAGAGAAAGCAACAAAAAGUUAAUGAAUGGAAAAUUUGCCAUCACUUGCGAAAACCGGUAGAAGAAGACAUAUCAGCUGAGUUUGUAUACAAACUACCAUAAAUAUACUUUACGUACUUAUGUUUUUUCUUGAUAAAUUUUGCAUUUUAUCGUUUCUACCUAUAAACAGCAACCUUUAAAGCGGCGCAAGAGCGAAAGUGCACAAAAUACCAGAUUCAUCAAAAAAUUAAUUUGUUUGCUUACAAAAAGUUCAAUAAUUUCUUUAAGAUCAUAUACAUAUUUUUGUGAUGGAUAAUUUUUGCUGUUUUAAAUUUCGUAAGCAAAAAAUUAACGUCUCUCAAACUGUCACUUUACUCUCUCAAUUUUUGAGUGAUGAAUGAUUUUUUGGCCUACUUGAAAAAUUGUGUUGUCGAACACGAUUAUUUUUAAUAUUAGUUUAAUAUAAUUUGGAAGUUAUUGACAAAAUUCUAUAUUUUUGCAAAUCUAAUGCAUGCUUCUAGAGUUGUAUGUGUGCUCAAAUUUAAAUGAUUGGCAUUUCAUUUGUGCUGGAAGCUCUUAAAUUUUUAUACAAUAUAUCUAAAUUUAUUGUACCGAUUAAAUUAAUUAAGGUAAGAAUGACUUCUUAAAAAUUAAA